CAUCAUUCCAUUACCUCUCAUCCUAUACCUCAUAAGAUAGUAAAUAGUCAAGCACCAACUCUGCCGAUGAUCUAGCCUAUUCGAUCAAUCACGGCGUCACAAGAGCCGUCAGACAGAACAAGGGCUAGUCGUCUCGACGAUCAUGGCCACCAAGAAAAAGGCUACCGCUGUGUCUGGCGGUACGGCCAGAAACGACAGAGCGAUUGUCGGACAGGCUGAUGAGGCUCGUAGCUCGAGAUCUCUUGCUAUCAGCUGCUUUUUGACAAUCCUUACCGUCUCGUCAGCGAUUCACAUCAUUCCUGAUCUCCUUCACCCCCUCUUCGGCUCCAUCCCCGUCAACCUGCACUUGGACCACGUAGUAUGGUCUCUGUUCUUCCUGCAAGUUCUUCUACACGGAAGCCUCCCUGCCUCAAGAACAAAGCUGGAUAUCGAUAUGAACCUCGCUCUGGUGCUGCUUGGAAUCGAUUUGAUGGUCGCCGUCAGGGCUUAUAAUAAAGUAUCCAGGACAGCGGGGAACCUAGGAGAUUCAGUAGGGGGUGCGGUAGGGACUUUGAUCGUCCUCUUAGGACCGGUCAUCGUACUGGGAACAGGAACGUUUGUGCAUAACGCCGAGCUCCUUUACCGUGGAUACGUCCAGGUACAAGGAGAUAGCGAGACUAGGCUGACCAGACCUGUUCUAGUAUCCUUGUUUACGGGUCUGGUUAAGCUGGGUCUCAUCGGCUUGAAGGGCGGCGUGGGACAGCAGGUUGUGGCAACUCUGCAAGGGAUGAUGAGGCCCGAGUUACAACAUCCUAUCACUGCGGUCGAAAGGUUCCUUCAACUCCUCCUCCUUGCCCUCCUCGCUGUAGUCACCAUAUCACUCGUCCGCCCAACCCCUUUCCCUUAUACCAUCAGCCUCCCACCUACGCCGGCUCCUCCCGGCGCACCCGCCGAUAGACCCGCGCCGGCGAUCAAGAUCUUGAACUCGACAAGGAGCCUGACGGGACAGAUUGUCGUCGGGGAGAACGUCGAGUAUGGAUUUAGGUUCUUGAGGUGCGAUCACAGUCUAUUGGGGGGACGCUGGGUUAGGAAAGACAAGGAUGGACAGGACGAGUUUGGGGAAUCGAUCUUUUCGACAUUUGUUCUACAGGAUGCGGUCAAGCUGGUCGAACGGACGUCUCUCGAUCGAAAGCAAAGGCCGAACGCGGAAAUCAUCGGACUCGGAGUGGGCAUUGCCGCACACGCUUUGAUGAUGGAUGGAGUCCUAGUACAGAUUACAGAGAUCGAUCCGGCCGUCUACCACGCCGCUCACCAAUACUUUGGCUUGCGGAACCCUACCCGACUCGUCCUGGACGAUGGCGCCCGAUCGAUCGAGACCCGAGCAGCUGCCAUAAGGUCGGCAGGUCGUCUUCUGCGACCCCGUGAUCAAACGGAUUAUGUCAUACACGAUUGCUUCACCGGGGGCAGCGUUCCCGCCGAGUUGUUCACGAAGGAGUUCUGGUGGGAUUUGACCAUGACGAUGAAGACGGACGGGGUGCUGGUUGUCAACUUUGCAGGAAUUUUGCAAAGUCGUGCCUCGCAAGCUGUACUGGCGACCCUCCAUGAUGUGUUUCCCCAGUGCCGGGCUUUCCGAGACAGUCGUGGGACUCCACCGAAUGCGACCGGCAAGGAACUGCUCAAUAUGGUCAUCUUCUGCACACUAACGCAUUCGCCUCUGUUGACAUUCCGGCCACCUUCUGCGAGGGAUCUUGAAACCUCGCCCUUCAGGCGAGAGGUCCUCACUACCUUUUUGCCUCACGAAAUACCAGUUGACGAGCUAUUGAGAGAUACCGCUUCUAGCUUCUGGCUUGACGACGGCGCUCGAAAGGAUGGCUGGAAACAUAACGACUACAACGACGAUGACGAAGAUGAUGACGAGGACGAUUACUGCCGUCCGGACGAACCGCAUGCUAGAAGACCGCCGCUCGAUACCGAUCUGAUCCUUCGUCGAGGCCGCGGGAUGGAUCAGCUGGAUCGAUGGCAGGUGGAUAGCGCUAAAGCUACUUGGCUGGCCAUGAGGAACAUCAUGCCUGUAGAAGCAUGGUUGGCUUAUUGACGUGUACAUGGAGUCGAUGUAAUCUGCAUCACCCGCUCAGCAACACUUGUCACCCGUCCGCGGUCUUGAUCGCCGAGCCGA
Molecule: messenger RNA, 2155 nt
Organism: Filobasidium floriforme
Lineage: Eukaryota; Fungi; Basidiomycota; Tremellomycetes; Filobasidiales; Filobasidiaceae
Product: S-adenosyl-L-methionine-dependent methyltransferase
Exons: 10
Coding region: 143-2074 (643 amino acids)
Biological process (GO): polyamine biosynthetic process
Source: RefSeq, a predicted model, not a curated record